Messenger RNA from Oncorhynchus mykiss (rainbow trout), 4440 nucleotides. Its product is annotated as RNA-binding protein 4.1-like. Gene Ontology annotation, molecular function: mRNA binding; zinc ion binding. The record is from RefSeq and is a predicted model, not a curated record. Gene Ontology annotation, cellular component: nucleus. NCBI's taxonomy places the organism in Eukaryota, Metazoa, Chordata, Actinopteri, Salmoniformes, Salmonidae.
GUGUGUAUGAAAUGCCGGACUUUUCCUUUGCUACCAUUCCUCCUCCCAGCUGCAUGGUUCCAUCGAGCUGUGCCGCAAACAAACCUUUCGCGACUCGGAAUGUGGUGACGCGAGAGUGACGCGGACGGAAAUUGGCGUGUGCAUCUUCGUGGCACCGGUGCCGGCAGACGAAUAAUCCUCUCAACUAACCAAUCAGUCCACACCACCCCACAUUCUUCCUUUAUUUUAGUUGUCAGUUACAGAGCCUGUUUGCUAUCGAAAACCACCAGUGUGGCAUUUCUACAGUUUGAUGUUAAUACUAGCUUAAUUAUACCGGCUUUCAAAUCGCUUUGUUAGUUUGUGUGGGUCAUGUUUUUUGUGGGGGGAUUUUAAACGUGUUUUUUCCUCUCCCCCUUGUGAUUUAAUAUCGUCAAAGCAAAUUGGCCUCUGAAUUUGCCACAUUUUUUAUUUGUCGGAUUGAGGUGACCGUAGUUAAGAGAAAUAUUUAUCCUUUUUGAGAAAUAUCUCGUUUUCAUUUAAUUGGUUUGUUCAACUAUUAAUUUAAAACUUCAUUCCAUGUAUAGCUCAGUAGUCAUUUAACAUUUUUUUCCUUAUUUAAAUCCUCCCCCCCCCCCCCCUCCCCCCCUGGGAAAGCAAUGUAAGAGUAGGCGGGUAUGAAUAUUCCCCAGAACAAUCUGUGAAAUUCAUCCACUGGAUUUUAGAACGCUUUCAUUUUGAUAAAGGAGGAUAGCCUAAGCAGUAGGACAACAGGAUAUCUUGAGUUAAUAUCAUUGAGAUAGAGGACUCAUCUUUGCAUCUGUGCCAUUAUAGCAUUUGUGGCUGCAUGGGUAGCGCCAUUGAGACCCCCAUUUUGAGGUAGUCAAUUCUCUUUGCAAUUGGCUGUUCCCUCCUGAUGACCUGGUUGGACACGACUCCCAGCGGGGUCACCAGGAGGGAUCAACCAAUGAAGUUGGAAGUCCCACCCAGUUGUCUAUAAUAAAAUGGUGGAUGCCCUCUGGUGCUGCCCAUGCCAGUACAGCUUUUGGCCACUAGAGGCCUCAAUCAUUCUUUGGUUAAUAUCUGCUGUCACAACAUUGUCAUUAUCCCAAGACAACAUUCCAGCUUUAGAAUUAUUUUGGGUGUAUUUGCAGGGUUAAAAACAGUAUGUGCGUUUCCUAACCAAAAAUAAGCAAUCGGUUGGUACCCAUUGGAACAGUGCAUGCUUAAUACACUUCCAAGAGUAACUAUUUUUGCAUGAUUAGGAUGGUCCAGUCUGAAAUUCAGAUUUAAGAGGCUUGUUUCAACACUCUAAAUAUUGUUUCUAAUAACCCAAGCUUUAAUAAUCCAAAAUGGUCCUCUAUUAAUGUAAUAUUUAUUUCUAGACAUAAACAUGUUGAAUACAGUAAAUAACAUGAGCAUAACUGGCAUUGCUAUCAAAUCAAACUUUGCUUACUUACAUGACAUUACCAUUGAGAUAUAAUGGGCUCUAGUCUGAUCACUUUCUUGGGGUGCCUUAGUCUGCGUUGAGAUGGGCAGCCCUAUUCUGAUAUACAAAAAGAGCCAAUGUGAAAAGAUCUGUGAUUGGUCAAAUGACAAAUUUGUGGAAAAAAUAUCAGAAUUGGGCGUCCUGUCUAAACAGAACAUCUGUCUGCUCAGUUCUUAUGGGAAUUGUUGUAGUUUGUAUAUUUCCUACAGUCAAAGCGUGUACGUUUUAUGCCUUUUAUUUUUUAAUAAACCAAAAUGUAUUUUGGUGAGAAUCCUCUCUUGAGACAUCUGGACUUUUUCCCACAUCUAUACUUGAUAAUGCAUUGACAAUACUUUUCAGAUGAUACUUAUUUAAACCUGAUAAUGGGUACUAAAUCAAGAAAAUUAAAGUCAUUUUCCAUUCGGCCAAUCAACAGGUCUGAUUUUGAAACCCGAUCUGGUUUUGCCUUGUGAGGGGCUGGAUAGAGAUUAUGCCGUAGGUAGCAAACGCCGGCAGAGAGGAGCCAUUUCAGCCCUUCGGAAACUGGCAUCAACCCAGUGAGUCCAUCGUGAAAGUGGGAUCAUCACCAUGGUGAAAAUCUUCAUUGGGAACUUGUCUCCAGACACCAUGGCAGAGGAGCUGCGCUCCCUCUUCUCCCAGUAUGGAAAGGUCUCUGAGUGUGACAUCGUCAAGAACUUUGGCUUUGUGCACAUGAAGGAUAAAGCUGAAGCGGAGGAGGCCAUCAAGAACCUCCACCACUAUGAGCUCAACGGGGAGCAGAUGAACGUGGAGAUGAGCCGCGGCAGACCCAAAGCCACCACCAAGCUGCAUGUGGGCAAUAUCAACAGCAGCUGCACCAACCAAGAGAUGCGGGCCAAGUUUGAGGAGUACGGCCCUGUGGUGGAGUGUGACAUAGUGAAGGACUACGCCUUUGUCCACUUGGAGCGUAUGGAGGAUGCCAUGGAGGCCAUCAGUGGGCUGGACAACACAGCCUUCCAAGGCAAACUGAUGAGCGUGAAGCUUUCGACUAGCCGCCUGCGUACUACGCCGGGAAUGGGAGAGAGGACAGGUUGUUAUCGGUGCGGGCAGGAAGGCCACUGGUCCAAAGAGUGCCCGCUCGACACUUCGGGCAACUACAGAGAGGGUGCCGAGCCAAGCUCUGACCCUAGGUUCGGCGGUGACUGCGGUUAUCACCGGGGCUUGAAUUUCGGCGUUCCAGGUUACAGUGGCAGUGAUCCAGUUUACAGUGGAAGCUAUUCUCCCGCGCACGGCUUUGGCGGUGUGCCCGGGUAUGGCAGGGGCGCAGGCUAUGAAAGCACAUUGAGUUACGGGCUUCCGCCGGGUUACGGAAUGAGCGCCGCCGAACGUAGCAUGGCACGGGUGUAUGCCAGUGAGGCAGCGUACGGAGGCAGCAGCUGGAGCCACGGCGUGGUCCCAGCCUACCCUGUGCGCCGGUCAUCGUAUGAGGACCGUGAUCCGUAUGGUGCCGUGGACUUCUACGAGAAGUAUCGGGCUCGCCCGUAUGGAGCCAGUUAUUUCGAAGAGCGCCGGUCUGUUCCUUUGCCCAGCCCACCGUUCCCUUCCUCCUCGGCCAUAAUGAGGGAGCGCCUGCCUCCCUCUAGCCCCGACCUAUACGAGCGCUGUCCUCUCCCUUCUCCACCAGCCCCCCUCUCCUCAUCCUACUCCCGCGACCGGAGCCCAUUCCGGCGAAUACCUACCGAGGCGUACGAGCGCGCGCGCCUCUCCCCGGUGCCCUCCCUCCCCAGAAGAUCGGCUUACGACAUCCCGCGGGACCCCUACGCCGAGCGGGCGCGAUAUGCUUACUAACCUUUCUUCCUCCUGUCCAGGUGAGACCUGAUUUAGCUUUCAUAGGUUAGCGUGAUUAAGUUCCCAGGGAACUAGUAUUAAUGUAAACACUAGGUGUUUUGAUAGUUUAUUUCCUAGGUAACAUCCUAGAAAACGUCAGGUUUUCUGUCUUGACGUAGAUUGAUAAGACUGAUGCCCAUCAAGCUUGUUGAUCAAAUAGAAGAGAAUGCGUGCCGUAGAACUUAAAUGCAUCUUGUGGGUGACCAUGUUACUAUUUGGUAUGCUCUUUUUUCAGGUAUCGCGACGGUCAACCGAGCACGAGACUAUCUUUGUUUCGACUCACAAUGUAUUUCGGUUAUGGCCCGCAAUCGUGGGACUGUGAAAGUGCAGACAUUUAGCUUCUCUGUUCGGUAUCUGUCUCGUGUGUCAACUGAUCGCUUAGUAACGUUUGUAUUUCCCCACUAAAAGCAGAAUGUACAUAGAUGUUUUUUUUUUUUUUUUUUUUACAGAAAGAAGUUGAUUUGAAUGUGAGUCCUGCAGUUAUAUGAAAAGUAGCACCAGUUGAAUCAUCCAAUGCAGUUGACUCCAGGUAGCAGUUGUAUGCAUUAUUGUGAUGAAUGCAAUAAUUUGCUAAUUAUGUUCUAAUUCAUUUUAAAACCAUCAAAAUACAUAGGUAUUGUGAAUGAAUGUGUAAAUAAUACACAUCUAAUUCUACUAUACACCUGAGGUAAGGGCCGCAAUGGACAAAUGACCAAAUCCUGCUUUUUGGCUGAAUUGCACCUGUAUCAAAAAAUCAUUCACUUCAAAUGUUACAGUAUUAUUCAAAUUAUGUGUGAAUUAAAUAUUACACUUUGAAUAGAUUCUUAGUUUUAGAGCCUUUUUUUUUUUACCCCCCUUUUUCUCCCCAAUUUCAUGGUAUCCAAUUGUUAGUAACUACUAUAAUGUCUCAUCGCAACAACUCCCGAAUGGGCUCGGGAGAGAUGAAGGUCGAAAGUCAUGCGUCCUCCGAAACACAACCCAACCAAGCUGCACUGCUUCUUAACACAGCGUCAUCCAAUCCGGAAGCCAGCCGCACCAAUGUGUGGGAGGAAACACCUGGCGACCUUGGUUGCCACCAUUUGUCCUGAAUGAUGAUAUGAGAAAUAUUUCUGUCCAUCUGUUUCUCAAUAAAGUCACUGUCUGAAAAGUUA